GAGUUCUUCUCGCCGGAGGGACCGACCUGAAAAAAAAAAAAAUGGAAGCAGUCGCCGGAAAUGGAGGAAGACGGGAGAGUGACGGGAGGGAGGGAGAAAGGGUGUAGAAGAAGAUUGAUCAAAAGUAAUAAAAUACUAUUAUGUGUUAUGGUUGGUGGAAAAGAAAAUAAAUAAAAUAAUAUGGUAGUGGGAUGAUGUAAUAAAGUAUUUUAGUUUUGAUUUAAUUUUAACAUUAGGGAGUUAGGAGGAAGAAAAUUAAGGAAUUAGAGAGUUGAAAGGAAGAAAUAAAGGCAUAGGGACUGAUGAGGAAAGUGAAAAGGCACUUAGGGAUUUUAGGAGAACUUGCCCUUGUUCAUUUAGAAUUUUCCUUUUUUUCCUAACCUAACAUCCCAACCUUUUUUUCUUCUUAAUUUUUUAUUUCCUAUCCUUUCACACAAAUCUUCCUCUUACUCGCCGUAGGUAAUCUUCCUCUUAAUCAUGAAUCGCCUUUUUAUAGCUUGAUUAAUUGUCUUCGUAGGCUUCAACCUCCAGCAUCAGAACCCUAAUAAAUUAGAAAAAAUAAAUUGGGGCUGACUUCAUCUUCAAUUGAUCUUUCGUUGCCGUCGAUGUCGGUCUAUGCCUCCAGGAGCACACCCAAAUUGUCCGGGAAACCAGCCGCCAAGAGUCGGCCUCCAGACCGAAAACUCAGCAACCAUCGAGCUCUACCUCCCGACCCAGAUGUGGUGGUCGGUUGCGCCGGCGUGUAUAUGGAGGAGAAGGACAUGGAGGAAUUCUGCUUGCUCGGAGCGGAGAGAUUGAGUGAGCUAAUGAGGCUAUCGUUCCAUAACCCGGCCAAGGGGUUGCCAGCUUGCUUUCUGUCCGAUUUCAUUGAUGUGAAUAUGAAAUAUAGAGAGUUAGCUCUGUUUGUGAUUAAGCUA
Molecule: messenger RNA, 917 nt
Organism: Striga asiatica
Lineage: Eukaryota; Viridiplantae; Streptophyta; Magnoliopsida; Lamiales; Orobanchaceae
Source: the annotation of a GenBank genome assembly